Molecule: messenger RNA, 606 nt
Organism: Helianthus annuus (common sunflower)
Lineage: Eukaryota; Viridiplantae; Streptophyta; Magnoliopsida; Asterales; Asteraceae
Exons: 2
Coding region: 1-606 (201 amino acids)
Source: RefSeq, a predicted model, not a curated record
AUGCCCCUCGAUAUUGUUUCCGACGAUGACGUCGAUUUGUUUGAGGAGGACCCACUUGAGGAUGACCUUGAGGAGGAUCCUGUUGUUGCACCAUUUCCUGAUCCUAUGCCGGUGAUGUUCGACCGUGCACCUUUUGCGGCCCAUAUGGAUCCACGAUACGCUCACACCCGCAACGGGUGGAUAGAUGAUGACGAUGAUUACCCACCUUUCGUGAUACCAGUUACACCACCUGUAGCCCCCGUUUCAGCCCCUGUUUCAGCUCCCAUUGAUGUUCCUUUGCUUCCCACACACACCACAGAUGCUCGCUGCACUGACUUACCUAUCACGUUUCUUCAGGACAUACCUCCACCACGUCCUGGGGAGGGUUCAGCACGACAGUCGUUUGGUCAUACACCCUUCGUGUCAGGAGGAGAUCAGUUUGUACCUCAGAUUUCUCAUCCUACUGUUGUUCCCACUGUUGCACCAUUUACUGUACCAUCCUUCACCCCAUCUAGCGAGCCAUUCCUAUGGACUACGCCCCCCAUUAUGCCACCAUCUGAUCCGUAUCACCCGUACCACAUACGGUAUUCUACGGAGGAUAUUCUCACAUCUUUCAUGAUACAGUAG